AUGAGUCGAAUCAAGUUGGAAAGAUCUCCUUCAAUCUCUUCAUGUUUCCCAGAAAGGUUUUCUGGUCCGAGUAUCGAAAGUAGUCCUUCAACAUCUGGGAAAUUAUAUCCAACUUCUUAUUCGCAUCAACUCCCUCGGUCCUUGCCUUCUCUUCCAGAAACUGCAGUUGAUAAGCAUCUCGUAGAGGAAAAGCAGGUGUUGCCCAAGGUUCCUCCUAGUCCAGCAGCCCCAUCAGUUGCAUCCCGGCACUCACAACAGUCUGUGUCAAUUGACAUAAAUGAUCAUGAGAGUUCUGUUUCAGCACCGGCUACCGUUCAGUUUCACAAACACAAUGCACCUGGGUCUCUUCAGCGGCUGCAAUCGUUUUUCAAUGCAUUCCCCAAUUCAGCACCUGCAACUCUUUGCUCAGAGCGGACUGUGACAAUUGGCUUGACCAAGCAACAGUCUGUUUCGGCACCAGCUAGCUUUGAUCUUUAUAGCAAACCUGCACCUGCGCCUCUUCCAGCUCCUCCGCGGAUUGCACAUAGUCUCGUGAAAGAAAAAAGAAGUACCACUCGGCUUACCUUAUACGCACCUUUAUACCAAGCUGCAAUGAAGGGUGACUGGGAAAAGGCUGAUGAGUUCUUUAAAUCCCAUCCAGGUGCUGUAAAUGUUAGGAUCACUAAAGAAAUGGACACGGUUCUACAUAUCGCAGCAGGGGCCAAACACACCAAGUUUGUUGAGGAGGUGGUCAAGUUGAUGAACCCAACAGAUUUAGCUUGA
This is a messenger RNA of Dovyalis caffra, 762 nucleotides long. The record is from the annotation of a GenBank genome assembly. NCBI's taxonomy places the organism in Eukaryota, Viridiplantae, Streptophyta, Magnoliopsida, Malpighiales, Salicaceae.